Molecule: messenger RNA, 576 nt
Organism: Daldinia loculata
Lineage: Eukaryota; Fungi; Ascomycota; Sordariomycetes; Xylariales; Hypoxylaceae
Exons: 3
Coding region: 1-576 (191 amino acids)
Source: RefSeq, a predicted model, not a curated record
AUGAAUGUCUCGGCAUCGCUCCGGGCUUCCUUCUACGGGCCCAAUGGCCUACUCGGCCUGCCUCCUCAAUCGAAGCGCGAUACGAUGGCCGGCGACGUCAAAGCUCUCCGAUGGCGUAGUACUCUCGUACCGAUCAACUACGUCGAUUAUAACUCAUACUGCCGGCAGAUAAAAGAGGAGGUUAACCGAGAAUCCAUCUCUGUCUUCUUCUCAGUCCUCUUUUUCGUCCCCGGCGGCGCUCUAACCUUGGUAACGGGGUGGGAUGCUGAUAAAGGCAUCUUUGAGCCCGUCAAAUUAAGACUGAGGACUGAGGAUGGUAGUACCAAGACAUAUAAGCCGGCCUUGCUUGGCAGCAGCGCGUGGUUAUGGAUACCCGCAAUUGCGGAUUUGAAAGCAGCAGCAUUUUGGAGUUCUGUUGGCUCCAUCGGCUUUGCACUUACCGGCUUUGCCCUUUUUAUGGAGGAUAUAAAUACUUCAACAAUUGCUAAUUUUGUUGGUUCAUGGACAUUUUUGAUUGGUUCUAUCUUCCAGUGGUAUGAUCUCAUGGCAUUCCACCCAGACGACUGGGCGACUUGA